This is a messenger RNA of Cladophialophora immunda, 1999 nucleotides long. RefSeq lists its product as uncharacterized. The coding region runs from base 232 to 1734 and encodes 500 amino acids. The record is from RefSeq and is a predicted model, not a curated record. Gene Ontology annotation, biological process: transmembrane transport. NCBI's taxonomy places the organism in Eukaryota, Fungi, Ascomycota, Eurotiomycetes, Chaetothyriales, Herpotrichiellaceae. The transcript is spliced from 2 exons. Gene Ontology annotation, molecular function: transmembrane transporter activity.
AAUCCGAGGCUGAGGACUUGCGCCCAAUUACUUCGGAUCCGGGGCGGAGAAGGACGCGAAGUUAUCUAAGCGACGCACCACAGAAAAAGAAAAUUAAGAAGCAACCGAGUUCUAAGAUCCAUGACGAUGUCUCAUCGACCUCGUGAACCCUGUGGCUGUCUGGCCCCAAGAGCCCGUUGAAGUCUGCAACUACAAGGGUAGAAACAGUCAAAGCAACCACUACCGCACUCCAUGGCUCGGGGGCUGAACAGCAAUGCCCAUGACCUGCUAAAUCGAAUAAUUCCCUUGCGCGGAAGCAGGCCAGCCUUUCUCGAAUUCCGCUCGUCCAAGAUCUUUAUUGUUUUCGCCGUGUGCUGGUCGGUCUUCACUGAUGUCUUCCUCUACGGGGUGGUCGUUCCCGUCAUUCCCUUUGCGCUCCAAACUCGAGUCCACGUGGCCCAUGCGGAUACACAGCAUUGGGUUUCUGUCCUGCUCGCCGUAUAUGCAGCUGCGUUGCUAUUCUUCGCCCCUCUUUGGGGCAUCAUGGCCGACCGGACUAGCUCUCGCCGUGGACCGUUUCUUGCAGGACUUGUCCUGCUCACCGGAUCAACUUUGAUGCUAUGCCUGGGCAAGACCAUCCCCGUGCUGGUGGUGGGGAGGUUGCUGCAAGGAGUGUCGGCUGCUGUGGUUUGGGUGGUCGCCUUAGCCCUCCUCGCAGAUACGGUGAGUGAGCAGGAAUCAGGCCAGGCCAUUGGCUAUGUCAGUCUUUCGACUUCGUUAGGGGUCUUGGUUGCGCCACUGAUUGGCGGUGUGGUAUACGAGCGUUCGGGAUACUACGCUGUGUUUGGGGUCACCUUUGCCGUGAUCGGGUUUGACAUCUUGUUGCGGCUGGCCUUGAUUGAGAAGAAAAUCGCAGCCAGGUGGCUUGAACCAGACACUGCUUCAAAUCAGCCAACAUCAAGUGGCCCCACUCAGCGAGACACAGAACUUGAUGAUCGGAAUGCAUCGAGCGCUGUGGUCGAGAAAAAUGCGAAUACGGCAGUCGCCGAGCCUUGCACCACGCGCCCUGCUCGAAAACUACCGUCUAUGCUGAUUCUGCUCAAGUCGCGACGUAUUCUGGUUGCAUUUUGGGGCAAUCUUGUGGGGGCCAUGACCCUUACUGCCAUCGAUACGACUCUUCCCUUGUAUGUAAACCAAAUUUUUGGCUGGAAUUCUCUGGGGGCCGGAUUGGCUUUCCUGGCUUUGAUUGUGCCGGGGUUUGCAGGGCCGUGGAUAGGCCAUCUGACCGACAAGUACGGUCCCCGCUGGAUUGCGGCAUCUGGGUUGCUGCUGUCAGUGCCUUUUUGGGUGUUGCUUCGGCUAGUUGACCAUGACACGGUCGGCCAAGCAGUGUUGCUGUGCGCCCUGCUGGUGCUCUUGGGAGCUGCUACCGCGCUUCUCCUGACCUCCCUGAUGGCAGAAUUCAGUAAAGUGUGCGAUGCAAAGGUGCGGCAGGAGCCUGAUGUCUUUGCUGGGAAGUCUGCUUAUGCCCAGAGUUACGGGAUCUUCAAUGUGUCGUGGGCAGGAGGGAGUCUGCUUGGACCACUGGUGUCCGGGGCCAUCAAAAGCGCUGCAGGCUGGAAGACCAUGACGUGGACAAUGGCACUCUGGUGCGCGGUAGGGAUUCUGCCCACGGUUUUGUACUCGGGAGGCAUGAUCUCGAGGGGGAAACGACGCGGCAACAACGGCGAAGUUGUGGGUGACGGAAGUGCCUAGACACGCGUAACGUGGACAGUGAUAUCAGCGUGAAGUAGGCGAGACAGGAAGGAUCAUGACCUCGGUGGCAUCUGCUUGAGGGGUGUGGUGUUGGGCAGCUGUUCAAGGUAGUGGUGAUAAAUGUCGUGGUGUCUGGUGUCUGGCGUCGAAUCAACCACCGUGACGCGGUUGGAUCUGAAACGCGGCCCAUGCGCAUCGCGACUGUCGCAGCCUCGGCUCCAUCAACUGCAUCAUCGCCAGCUUUUCUCGUCCAGCGUCGUCGUCG